Molecule: messenger RNA, 2568 nt
Organism: Lecanosticta acicola
Lineage: Eukaryota; Fungi; Ascomycota; Dothideomycetes; Mycosphaerellales; Mycosphaerellaceae
Source: the annotation of a GenBank genome assembly
AUGCUUGGCAUGCAGAACGGGGAGACCAUGUCCAAUGCUCCGACCUAUGGACACCGUCAGACUCAGUCCUUCGCCGUGAAGCCAUCGAUGACUUCGGACCAUCCCGCCUUCCCUUCGCAAUCCUUCCACUCCAGCCAGCCCUCGCUCAGCGGCUAUGGCGAGAGGCAUCCACACCGAGCUCACGUGCCGAGCAUCAACACCGGACGAGUGACGAGCAGCAACUACCAUGGCGCCGACAUGCAGACUCCCCAGACCGGCUUCGACAUGAACUUCACCCCUCUGCUCCCUUCGCAGUUGCUGAUGGGAAGCCCCUUCCAGCCCGGCUCGCCCUCCACCUUCCACUCCCCCCAGUUCCAGAACUUCUCCAGCUUCUCUCAGCAGCCUGGAGCACCACGCCAUCAACAGAAUCAGAUGAGUCAAGCUUUCCAGCACCAACCGUCGGCUCUCUCACCAGCUGCAUACCAGCCGAUCUCCUCCCCUACCGCUCUGGGCGCGUCUUCGUACUUUGGAGCACUCCAAUCACCUACCACGGGCUUCAAUGCCCUUCCCAGUAGCUUGGGUGCAUACGGUCCACAGAUGGCGAUGGGACCCGGCAUGGUUCCUGGCACGAGUCGCACCGUCUAUCUUGGUAACAUCCCUCCGGACACGUCAGCCGAGGAGCUCCUGGGCCACGUUCGCAGUGGCCAGAUCGAAUCCGUGCGCAUGCUGCCCGACAAGAACUGCGCAUUCAUCUCCUUUCUCGAUGGCAGUUCCGCGACCCAUUUCCACUCCGAUGCCAUUCUCAAGAAGCUCUCGAUCAAGGGGCAGGAUGUCAAGAUUGGCUGGGGAAAGCCAUCUUCCGUCCCGACCUCUGUUGCUUUGGCCGUCCAGCAAUCCGGCGCCUCGCGCAACGUGUAUCUGGGCAAUCUCCCCGAGGAGACGACCGAGGACGAACUGCGCGAGGACCUCAGCAAGUUUGGCCCGAUCGAUACGGUGAAACUCGUGCGCGAGAAGGCCAUUGGCUUCGUCCACUUCCUCUCCAUUGGCAACGCUAUCAAGGCCGUCACCCAGCUUCCUCAGGAGCUCAAGUGGCAGGCACCGCGCCGGGUGUACUAUGGCAAGGACCGCUGUGCAUACGUCUCGAAGACGCAACAGCAGAAUGCUGCGCAGUACUUGGGCAUUGCUCCUGGCUACGCCCACGUCCUCAAUGGCGCCGACCGAGACCUGAUCACCAAUGCCCUGGCUCAGCAGUCAGUCGCCGCGGCUGCUGUUGCGACUACGGCAGGUGGCGUCAACAAUUUGGGAAACAGAACUGUCUACCUUGGUAACAUCCACCCGGAGACGACCAUCGAGGAGAUCUGCAACGUCGUACGCGGAGGUCUGCUGCACCAUAUCCGCUAUAUCCCGGACAAGCACAUCUGCUUUGUGACCUUUAUCGAUCCCACUUCGGCGGCAUCUUUCUACGCGUUAAGUAACCUGCAAGGCCUCAUGAUUCACAACCGACGCCUGAAGAUCGGCUGGGGAAAGCAUUCCGGAGCUCUGCCACCCGCGAUUGCAUUGGCUGUUUCUGGAGGCGCUUCUCGAAACGUGUACAUUGGCAACCUGGACGUGACGUGGACCGAGGAUCGAUUGAGGCAGGAUUUCCAGGAAUACGGCGAGAUCGAGCUCGUAAACACCCUGCGCGAGAAGAGCUGUGCGUUUGUGAACUUCACCAAUAUUGCGAACGCGAUCAAGGCAAUUGAGGCCGUCAGGGGCAAAGAGGAAUACAAGCGUUUCAAGGUCAAUUUCGGCAAGGACAGGUGUGGCAACCCACCGAGACAAAUCAUCGGCAGCCAGCAAAUGCAGCAGCAGAUGCAGCAGCAACAGCAGCAGCAGCAGCAGCAGCAACAACAACAAGAAGAAGAAGCUCAGCAGUUGCAGGCGCAGCAGGAGAAUGGCAUAAGCUCGCCUUCGCCCUUUAUCAAUGGCCUGGCUCCCCACUCGCACCGCGCACAGAACUCCGUCUCGCCCGCUAGCUCUGGACCUACCUCGAACUCGGGCUUCAAUCCCACGCACGGCCCGACUGCUUCGACCAUCUUCAACGCCGGCACCAACAACCCCCUAACUCUCUACCUCGCCGCCACACAUCAAAAUGCUCAAGCCGCCGCUGAGCAACAGCAUCAGCGCUACGACAUGAGCCCGACAGCCUUGUCCACCCACGGAGGCUCCUCGCAAUCCUACGGUCCCUCCCAACCCCAAUCCGCCUCCCACCUUUCCUCCUCCCAACAGGCCUUCUACAGCUCCCCCAACGAAGUGGCCAAUCCGCGCUCCUCCCUCGAACCUACUCAUUUCGGCCACGGAAGCCACCAGAGCGUCAACAUCACCGCGACUAGCAACGGCAUGCCGAUUCCCUCGUACUCGAACCAGGCGAGUCAUAGCGCACGCGGUGGUGGCGGCGGUGCGCAUCAUAGUCGCACCGUUUCCCUGCCGGCUUUUAAUCUGCAGCAGGCGCAGCAGAAUCAGCAGCUUGCUGGGCUAGGGUCGGGUCUCUAUGGGUUGGGGGUCACGGAGGGUGGAUUACCCGGUUGGGCGGAAGAGGAGGUUGCGUAA